AUGACCAAAGUCUAUGCAGUGGACUACGGAGAAAACGAUCGAAAAGGAAAAAGGAAGAAGAGCUGCUCCAUCGCACCUUCCAAGAUCGACGUGUACGUCCAACAGGAGGCUGGUCAAUGGAAGGAAGACGAAGAAGCUUCCAUUGAACGCGGUGCCUCGAAGUCGGACUGGUAUGGUUACACCGCGCCUGUCGAUCCAUCAAGUGGAUCAAGUGAGCAUCGGGAGUUUCGGCAAGCCGCCCAACUUGUGCGGGAUUGUGUCUUUGCGUACACACCGUCUCCUCGAUGA
This is a messenger RNA of Symbiodinium necroappetens, 288 nucleotides long. The record is from the annotation of a GenBank genome assembly. Lineage: Eukaryota; Dinophyceae; Suessiales; Symbiodiniaceae.